AUGUCGGAAUCGGAUACUAACAUUGACAUUGUGGCGAUUGAAGUCAGCAAGAAAGGAGCCUACUAUUUCUUUUGUAAAGUGUGUGCCAGUGAUUAUUUGGCAGGAAUUUCAGCAAUUCGUACACACGAGAAUUCCAACAAACACAAAAGUAAUUGCAAAUUAAUGAAAUCCCAAGUUUCUGUUUUGCAAAUGCCAGCUGUAUCAUUGUUUAAAACCAAAGAAAAGCAGCUUAAAACUUUUCAAUUAAGAUUGGCAUCGUUUGUCGUCGAGCACAACAUAUCUUUUAAUGCAGUUGACCAUUUGAUAAAUAUUGUGCGUAACCUUCCUUCCGAUUCAGACUUCUUAAAAGAUAUGUCGUGCAACCGCACGAAGUGCAUUGCUUUAGUUAAGAAUGUACUUGGCAAAGAAAGCCUCCAAAAUCAGGUAAUAAUGAUGAAAGAAAAACAUUUUUCAAUCAUUAUCGAUGAAUCAACUAAUGUUGCUUUAAUCAAGAGUUUGGCGAUCUGUGUAAGGUAUGUUAUUAAUUGUCGACCUAAGGAUUAUUUUUUGCAUUUGUUGCCUGUUCCUGAAGCGAAUGCAACUACCUUACACAGCACAUUGAUCGCAUUUUUCCACGAACAUGAGAUAGAUUAUAAAUCAAAAAUGGUUGGUUUUGCUGCUGAUGGAGCAAGCGUAAUGAUGGGCCAACAUCAUUUAGUACAAGCUUUACUGAAGAUAUUCCCGAUUUGAGGGUUUUCAAAUGUAUUUGCCACUCUUUAGCUUUAUGUGCUUCACAAGCCUGCACAAAAUUGCCAAGAACACCUGAAACACUGUUGCGCGAAAUUUAUUCGUACUUUAAGUACAGUUAUAAAAAAAUCAGCCAGUUUAAAGAAUUUCAGGAAUUUGUAGAAGCACGCCCUCACAAAA
Monomorium pharaonis (pharaoh ant) is the source of this 906-nucleotide messenger RNA. RefSeq lists its product as uncharacterized. The coding region runs from base 1 to 729 and encodes 242 amino acids. The transcript has 3 exons. NCBI's taxonomy places the organism in Eukaryota, Metazoa, Arthropoda, Insecta, Hymenoptera, Formicidae. The record is from RefSeq and is a predicted model, not a curated record.